This is a messenger RNA of Magallana angulata, 1390 nucleotides long. RefSeq lists its product as uncharacterized. The record is from RefSeq and is a predicted model, not a curated record. NCBI's taxonomy places the organism in Eukaryota, Metazoa, Mollusca, Bivalvia, Ostreida, Ostreidae. The coding region runs from base 39 to 761 and encodes 240 amino acids. The transcript is spliced from 7 exons.
UUUGAUAUAUUUCUUUUACAGCUAGAAACAUUUUCGUAAUGUUUCAUCGAACAGCAAGCAAUGUCGUCCUUUUCUUGGUUCUCUUAAUUAGCAUAUGGACAAGAUCGUCUCUUUGUGUAAAGGAAUCAAGUACUCAGGAGAAAGAAUCGAGCAUCCAUGAAAAAGUCAAAGAAGUCAAACAAUGUCCUUAUACAAAGAAUGGAUGGAUCAAGGCAGCAGAAAAGAAAAACUGUACAGGUUAUUCAGAUCAAGGGAACAAACCAUAUGUAUACCACUGUGUCAUCAACGAAUGGGCCAACGCGACAGUUGAAGUUUGUGCCGUAAAAAUACUCGUAAUCUUAAGAAAAUGCACCGAAUACAAUGUUGGAGCUAAAAGACUUCAAGGCAGUGGGAUGAGAUCAUGUGACAAAAACAAUCCCCCGUGUCCACGCGUGUACAACUCUACAGACGCCUACAAGUAUAAGAGUUGUUAUAAUUUGUCGAUCGAUUCGGAAAAUAAACAAAAUUGGUCAAGUGAAUCAAAAUCGACACGACAACUGUUUAUUUCACAAAACAAUCCAGUUGAAGAUGGUGGCGAAAUUUGGAAAAUGAUUAUUCCUCUUUCAAUAGGAGUUGUAGUAUUUAUUGUGCUGGUGAUUUCCCUUUUGGCCGUUGUUGUAUACCGCCGAAGAAUCAAACAAACAUGUAAAGAUUCACAAACAGGUGAUACCGACGAACGAUCAACAUUUGUAAACCAUGUGCACAAUUCAAAUUUGAAAUGAGGACGAAAAAUGAACAUGGUGUGGGCUAGAUAUACAAACUUGGUGAAAGUAGAACGGCUCCUUGUCAAUCAAAACAGAAAAUAAUAUACAUGUAUUUAUUACAUGUAUCAUUACGUGUUGAAUAUCAAUGUUUAUCAUAUUCAUUAUGUUUGUAUUAUACUUUUCAUUACUGAUACAAGACACCACAAGUAUAUGAUACUUUCAUUGUCUUUUUUUUAUGUGUUUUACUUUUGAAGUUAGUCCUAUAUGUUUAUCUAUUGGUACAUUGAAUAGAACUUUUUGCCAAUUCAUUUGAUUGAUUUGCGAUAUUUUUUUUAAAGAUAAGGUGCUUGUUAUAAAUGCAUUAUCAAUAAUAAAAAAAUGCACCAAUGCAAAGAUAUUGGAGCAGCUUUGUCUUCUUACCAAAUUGCUUCCUUUAUCUAAAUUUAAAUACAGGUGGGAUUUUUAUGGGGGAAAGCACUCAUAAAAUAAACCACCGAGUACCUGUUAACAUAUUGUUUUGUUAUGUCAAUCAAUGUCAUUGUAUCUGUUCUCAUACAUGUUGUUCAUUUAGGUAUAUCUUUGAAACAAUUACAAAAGAAAUCAUUGAGACAUUUGAAUUCCUCCAUUAAAUGGUUGUGAUAUGCUAA